AUGAGGUUGCUGGCCGCAUGGGACGAUGUCCUGCCGCUAUACUCGCGCACCUACUUGUAUCAGACUGGUACUUGUGCGUCUCCAUCUCCAAGUAUGGAUACGGCCUCCCUGCUUGCGCUAGCACGCGGUCCUCAGCUCUCGUCGGCCUUCUAUUUUAAAACGUCGAGUAAUCUGCACAUGCACAUCCCUCUUCCAAGCAACCUGGGCCGCAUCCACGGCCGCGCCAUGAGCCGUCUCAUGAUCCAAGACAAGCCCAACGUCGUCCGCACCGAUGAGAGAGAUACGAAGCAGUCAGCCGGGGAAAAUAAACCGAAAAGCCGCACUAAACUUGUUGCACCCUUGUGA
Messenger RNA from Trichoderma atroviride IMI 206040, 345 nucleotides. RefSeq lists its product as uncharacterized. NCBI's taxonomy places the organism in Eukaryota, Fungi, Ascomycota, Sordariomycetes, Hypocreales, Hypocreaceae. The record is from RefSeq and is a predicted model, not a curated record.